AUAUCAGGAUGUUUUAUCCUGAAUUCCUGAUUUUCAGGAUGAGUAUGAGGUGCCAGACCUGAAAAAUCCGAUUAAAUGAAUUUCUGACCCUGUAAAUUCAGUAUGGUUAUCAUAUGACAACCCUGAGAACUCAGUAUAGUGUUCGUGUACCAGCCCUGACUGCUCAGUAUGAAUUCGAGGAUAACCCUGAUACCUCGAAUCUGGCUUCAGGGGGGGCGCUACGGGUGUACCCCCUGUUUUCUGCCCAUAGUUCCAUAAUUUUCGUGCCAGCGCACAUUUUGCCUCUCCCUUUCAUGCCUUGAAUCAUCCAACCAUUCUAGACGAUAGAGCUUGUGCUCGCUGGUCUGUUUCUCUGCUGUGAACCGCCCCCUCGUUAGGGGGCACUAUGCUUGCGCCAGGAUCUGACGACGAGGAGGAGGCUCCCGACGAUCCUUCUACAGCGUCCCACCCGGGUGCCGUGACAGGAUUAGACUUACUGCGAAGAAAUCCUCCCGCAUCGGCACCUCCCCCUCGAACGCACACCGCUGAAGUAGUAGAGGAGGCAUCUCGCCAUGUUGUAGCAACACCACCUCAGCGAAGCACUACGCCCCGCACUUCUUUUAAUCAAGGGUCGACCCGUAUUGGACCGCCGUCGAAGAAGCUCGAGCCCUCACGCUAUCGGCAGGCAACCCUGAGUUUCGGGCGGUCGCAAAACACUCCCGCUCCGACUCUGCACGUCGUCCCUCCUGUUGUUUCAGGACCAUCUACAGCUCCGACUUCGUCAUCGGACACCGAACUUGAAGACGUGGCCGAACGAAAGUACCAGGAGGCUCUCUGGCAAUUUAAAAAGCGGUGGAGUACUGACUUUCCUUGGCUUGUGCUUAAUCAGACCCGUGCAGGAUUCCCGGCUUUGAAGUGUAAGACUUGCAUGGAACAUGGCGGGCACGGAACGAACUACGGCAAGGGCGGAGAAGGUGCGACCGACGUCCAGACGCAGGCGAUGCAAAACCACCAGCGCACGCGGAAGCACAAGAGAGCGAUGCGGAGACAAGCCACCGCCACUGCGAUCGCUGAGGGGCAGCUGCGCAUGGAGGACUUGGCGAAAACACAUACCGUCCAGAGCGAGCGUGUUACUGCACUGCUGGAGACUCUGCUUUUCAUCUGUCAGUCCGACGCGCCCAUCGAGAUGUGGGUGCAACUUGUGCGGCACCUCUCAAAGCGACGUACUCCUGGUUUUCCCAAACGAGGCUACGGGUCUUACUUCACAACGUAUGGCUUUCAGGAGUUAACCAAGUCGACAGCCAUGUACCUUCGAGCUCGUCAACGGGAGCACUUGGAGUCAAGCCCGUUCAUUGGCUUGAGCUGUGACGAGAGUACCGACAGAGUUCGUGGCAAGCACAUGAUUGUGUUUGCUACUUUCCUUCGCGAGCGCAUUGUUGUCACAGAGUUUCUAACGCUUCUUCCUGUCGACAAAUGUGAUGCAGCUUCUCUGGAAGGCUCUCUUGUUGCUUACCUCGAUAGCAUCGGCAUCAGUCUCUCAAAGGUGGAAGCCCUCGCGGCCAGAGAUGCUGCCAACGCGCUGCCUGAGCUGGGAAUUGUGGAUGCCAUCAUCCGCGCGGUUGCUGAGCUGCUGGGGCGUUCACACAACUGGCACAAGAUGUUCAAGGACCUCCAAAAGAUCUUCACGGCGACAAAUCUGGAGAUGCAAGGGAUUCACCUUGUUCGGUGGCUCAGUCGUGGCGGCGCCAUUCUGAGGCUGGUGGCGGUGCUUCCUGCCGUCAUCGUUCUGCUGCACCUCUACGACAAACCCAUGUACCACAUCGUCACAUCGUACAAGUUUCACUUUUUCCUGUACUUCCUCGCCGACGUGCACGAGGAGCUCAACAGCCUCAAUCUGCUGUUCCAGAAGCGCGAGAUCGACCUGACGGGCGUGCAGUCGCAGGUACGGCGAACGAUCGUCUUCAUUCGUUCGCGCUACGUCAACUGCGGGCCUAACUUCGGCACGAACAGCGAUCGCCUGUCCAAGUUUCUGGAGCGCCACGCCAGCAACCGAGAUGUGAUCGUGCAGGGCGUCGAUGCAGACGGAAUGGAGCGAGUGCAUCAAUUCGAGCUUCACGAGGAGCCGCUGCCAAACUACACCACUGCCCGCGGCGACAAAGCUUCCUGCACGCUCACCUGUCGCUCCUACGCGACCGAGCUCAUCUACAACGUGCAGCUGCGGCUCGGCGACCUUGAGCGGCUCAACGGGUCAAAGCUGUGGAUGCCCCGAACAUGGCCGCGGAACACGGAGGCGAGGGACGAGGAGUGCGCCGAGCACUUUGACAGCGUGGUCGAACUCUUCCACGCCAGCGACCGCGUUGAAAUUCUGCCAGGAGUCGACAAGCGGCUGGCACGCAAGGAACUCAGCACCCUCGUGCCAGUGCUUGCUGGUGUGCCAAAAGAGGAGCAGCCAUUCCAUGCCGGACUUGCAGCCAUCCUGGAGACCAGCGACUGGCCGCGCAGCUACCCGAAUCUCGUGCGCCUGUGGGUGGCUGUGGCAGUGCUUCCUCUCAGCACUGUUGAGUGCGAGAGGGGAUUCUCGCGACAAAAUGUGAUUAAGAGCUGGAACCGGACGAGUCUGUGCAACGGGAAGCUGGAGGAUCUGAUGUGCAUGAGUUUGCUAGAGUAUGACAUGAACUGGGAUAGGGUCAUUGAGGUGUGGCGCGGCAUGAAGAAGAGACGGCCAAGGAGGGCCCACCAGAGCGAAGUGCGUGCGAGGAAGUCUGCCAAGGGCAAAGAGAAAGUGGUGGUGUUGUCCGAAGAGGAGCAUGAUGAUGAGGCACGAGCGGACGAUGAGAACAGCUGCUCCAGCAGCGGGUUUAGUUCUAGUGAUGAUGAGGAGGAUGGUGGAAACUUCUGAGUCGAGCCACAUGUAUGCUGCAGUACUGU
Molecule: messenger RNA, 2907 nt
Organism: Closterium sp. NIES-67
Lineage: Eukaryota; Viridiplantae; Streptophyta; Zygnematophyceae; Desmidiales; Closteriaceae
Source: the annotation of a GenBank genome assembly